CGAUAUAUCCACUAGUCCAAGUAGACAAUAAUCCAAUCCUCGAUUUGCUUACGAACCCUUCAAGAAACUUCCAAGUCCUCUCUCACAAGCAACAAACAACUCCAACUUUUCUUUUAUAUAUCAAAUAAUCCUCACGAAGACAGAACACUAAGCAAAGAAGAAUUGUUUUGAAAAUGGAGCGACAAAAAAGCAUGGAGAAAGGGUUACUGAAGAAGAGCUUAAGCAUACGAGAACGAGAGCCCAAGUUCCCUAACGAAGACGUUUUCUUAGAAACAGGAUUAUCGAGGAAAUCCACGAGAGAGGUUACCAAGAACACUCAAGACAACGAUGGUGAAUGUCGUGUUACCGCCUCUGUUUUCCUCAGCACCUUUGUUGCCGUCUCUGGCUCCUUCUGCUCCGGCUGUGGUGCCGGUUUUUCAUCUGGUGCGCAAUCAGGGAUUACAAAAGAUUUAUCUCUCUCAGUUGCUGAGUACUCAAUGUUCGGAUCGAUUUUGACAUUUGGAGGUUUGAUUGGUGCAAUAUUCAGCGGUAAAGUCGCUGAUGUCCUGGGAAGAAAGCGGAUGAUGUUGUUUUGCGAAGCCUUCUGCGUUACAGGCUGGCUCGUGAUAGCAUUGGCUAAGGACGCAUUGUGGCUGGACUGUGGAAGAUUGUUACUAGGAAUCGGAGUUGGUUUAUUUAGCUACGUGAUUCCAGUCUAUAUAGCCGAAAUUGCACCAAAACAUGUCCGUGGUUCGUUUGUGUUCGCCAAUCAACUGAUGCAAAAUUGCGGCAUUGCGCUCUUCUUCAUCAUUGGCAAUCUCGUUCCAUGGCGAUUAUUAGCAAUAGUCGGGUUUGUGCCAUGUGUGCUCCACGUUUUUUGCUUAUUUUUCAUUCCUGAGUCUCCCAGAUGGCUAGCGAAAAAAGGUCGGGAUGAAGAUUGCCGAUCUGCUUUGCAACGUCUUAGAGGACCUGACGUCGACAUUUCUUGUGAAGCAAACACUAUCAGAGAUACCUUAGAAAUGUCUGAAAUUGAUGGUGGAAGUAGAAUGGCUGAAUUGUUUCAGAGACGAUAUGCAUAUCCAUUACUUAUUGGAGUUGGCUUAAUGUUUUUGCAACAACUGAGCGGGAGCUCCGGCGUUACCUAUUAUGCCAGUAGUCUCUUCCAAAAAGGAGGAUUUCCAAGUGCCAUUGGCACAUCUGUAAUAGCCACAAUAAUGGUUCCGAAAGCAAUGCUGGGAACCAUUAUAGUUGAUAAGCUGGGGAGGAGAACGCUCCUAAUGACUUCGUGUGCUGCGAUGGGCUUAAGUGCUUUGCUCUUAAGUGUUUCCUAUGGUCUCCAGUCAUUUGGAAUUCUCCCAUAUCUCACUCCAAUCUUCACUUGCAUCGGCGUAUUGGGUCACAUUGUGACAUUUGCGAUGGGAAUGGGAGGACUGCCAUGGAUUAUAAUGGCUGAGGUAACAGGCUCCACUCCAUUCAUCUUCAACACCAUGUCUAUGCUUUGCUUCAACCCAGAAACACUAUCCUUCAGCCCAGUCACAACAUCCUCCACAGUGGUCAAUCGUCCAUCAACUCCAACAUUUCUACGUAGAGAAGCUGCAGGAGACUCCUUGGGUUCGGUAUCAACAUUAGUUGCCAUCUACGUAGAGAAACAGAGAAACGUUUUGUUUUCAAAUCUCAAAGUAAGUGGACAUGUAUCUCAGACCAAAACAAAUGUACCAAAGCAACAAUCACCCUUGUACUUAGAGCUACUAGAACCUAAAACACUUAACUCACCAUAAACAUCUAUUACGUCUCUCUGGUGCACCCAUCACUACCGCCAAUCUAGGAAGUGGAUGUCGAGAAGCAGAGGAAAUAGUCCCGGAUGAAGAAGCGCCUUGGAUAUUCAUCUGCAAAUCAACAAGAGAUAUUAUAAAGUCAGGUAACGGAACUUUAUAAGACAAAAUCAAAGAACAAACUUGAAAAACCAGGCCCGUGAAGACUAAGAACGAAACUCAGAAAUUGCUAUCUAUGGCGAUUAAAGGAAAUCAAAAGUGCGAAAGUGUACCUUAAACAGAAGAUGAGAGAUUUCGGAACGAGGGAGUUAGAGGAAGAAAGAAGAUUCGACUGAAUAAGAAGAGGAAACGGAGAUUGAAGAACAGAGAAGAUGGAACGAUGAAGGAAGAGAAGAUGGAUUGAGAGAGGAGGUGCCGACAGAGAGGAGGCGGAGUAAAAUAAAUUAGGUUUAGUAUUAUUUUUAGUUGAAAACACUUGGCUGUGAGUUAAAUAAACCAUGCUCUAAUUAGUACAGCCGGGAAACACUUAAAAAUUACCCGGGAAUCAAAAAAUUUGGAAUUUACUUUUUAUAUUGUCUGGAAAAAUUCCCCCGCCUUAACUUUUCAUGGUUAGUUUCUAUUUUUUUAAGAUAAACACAAACUAAAUGUAGCUUUUGUAGCUAAACUGAUAUAUUAAAAAUUAGAUGAUAAAACUAUAAAAUUAAAUAGGCUAAAAAUAAAAUAUUAUUUAUUACAAAUAUUUAAAGUUAAUGUUUAUGAUAUAUAGUUUGGAGUUUGAAUUUGGGGUUUGAGGUUUAGAUAAAGUUUGGCCAAAGUUCUAAGAUUUGGGGUUUGGGAAUAUAGUUUGGAUUUGAAGUUUAGAUUUAUGAAUUCAAGCUGAGUACAUAUGAUAUUUAAAUUUUAUAAUUUAGUAUAUAGAGUUUAGGAUUUGAAAUGUAGUGUUUGGAUUUAGUUUUAAGAUUUGGGGUUUGGGAAGGGUGUACAUUUUAGAUAUAGGGUUUGGAAUUUAGAUUGUAUAUUCAGGGUCUAUAAAUAUAGUAUUUGGAUUUAGUUUUGAUUUUUCAUUUAGUGUUUUGUGUAAUUAUAACUUAAAAUAAAACAUUUAAUCAAUCAUUUAGAAAACAUGUUUAAAUAUAACUUAGGAACGCUCGUUGAAAAAAUAAUGGAUCUAUCUUUAUAGUGUUUUGGUGAUUCUACCCCCAAGUAUAUUUAAUAUCGUUAAUAUGAGGUUAAAAUGUUGAACUUAUACAGUGGCAUAAAGUUACUCUUUGAACCUCUAUUUUUCGAUUAAGAACACCUAUUACAACAGUCAUAAUGUUGAUUGUUGGCUAUCUAUAAAUUUAUUUUUAUGUCUCUUGUUUUCCGAUCCUGUUUUUGUUUUGCUAAACAAAAGAAAAGUUCCGAUCCUGUUUUUAAAAAAAAAAUCCGAUCAAACCAGGUGAAUUCAAAAUUGGAUCCUCCUAUAACCUUAAAAGUUUAAGACCAAAUAGUUUGUCUAAAACUAAAUUAAAUAACAUAAUGAAUAUAUAAUGUAACUAAACAAAAUCAUAGAUAGUUAAUGUUAAUAAAUACCAUAGUAAUGUAUAAUGCAUGUGUAGCAGUGUUUUGAAAAUCGGAUCGGACCGGCCGGUCGAACCGGUUCGACCGUGACUCGCUGAAGAAGCCGAGUUCGGUUCGGUUUAAAAUCCGGAUUUGAACAAAACCAGUAAAACCGGCUGAAACCCGGUAAAACCGGUGACCCAGUUCUUAAAAAUUAACAUAUAAUCAAGUGUUUUUAAUUAUUAUUAAUUAAAAUUUAAUUUUUAUAAUUACUGUUCAACUAUCACUAUUUAAUUUUUUUUUUAUUUUUCUAAGAAAAAAUGUGAAAAAUAUAUUUUUGACUCUCAUAUACUAUUUUUAUUUUACCAUAUUCUUAAAAUUUGAAAUGUUAGUUGUAAAAAUAAAUAAAUAUGAUUGUUUUAGCUGUAAAUCAUUUGUUUUUUUUUAAUUUUUAGUUUACAUAGUAAUCAGAUUUAUGUUUGUUUUUUAUUUUGAGUUAAUAAAAAAGAAUAGGGAAAAUAUUAUAUGUAGAAGUAAAGUUUAUAUAGUAUAAAUAUAUAAUUAUAUACAUUUUUAUAUAAAUUAAAAACCCGGUUCGACCGGUUGAACCGGUCUAACCAGUCAACCAGUAGCUUCACCGAGUCGGUGUCCGGUCCGGUUUUCAAAACAUUGAUGUGUAGUAUAUCUCGACAUUAUGAAACUUGAUUCGAUUAUAAUACUAUAUUAUAUAUAUAUAUAUAUAUUAUAACAUUCCAUACAACACUGUAAACGUUAUAAAAAAUUGGUAUUACAUAUAUAUUAUAACUUUUUAAAAAUGAUAUGUUCAUUUAUAUGUUACACUCUUUGCUACACGUAGCCACAAUUUUUUUUGUAGCCAUGUCUUUUAAGUGGCCACAAAUAACCAUAACUAAGUUCGUAACAGGUAUUUUUAAAAAAUUGUAAUUAAUUUAAAUAUUUUUAAUUUUUAUUUCCCCAAAUAGCUACGGACGCUGUUGUGGCUUUAUUAGCUACAAAUUAUAUCGUGGAAAAACGUGGGUAUCUAUUUCCACAAUUUAUAUUGUAGCUAAUUGUGGUUUUGUGUCUUCGAAUAGCUGCAAAUCAUAUUUUGUAGCUAAAUAGCAACGAAAAGCUACAUAAUAGCUGCGAAAAUUUGUUGUAGCUAUUUUACGGAUAUUUUGUGGCUAUAUUUCUCUCGCCGCAAAAUGUUUGUGGCUGAGCCGUGGCUAUAAACAAGUUUUCUUGUAGUGUUAAUUAGCUUGAAUCCGGAGAAUGUGUGUUGGGAGGGAGUUGGUUGUGUGAAUCUAAUAAAAAUUAUUGCGC
Raphanus sativus (radish) is the source of this 4610-nucleotide messenger RNA. Its product is annotated as sugar transporter ERD6-like. Gene Ontology annotation, biological process: transmembrane transport; carbohydrate transport. The record is from RefSeq and is a predicted model, not a curated record. Gene Ontology annotation, cellular component: membrane. The transcript is spliced from 17 exons. Gene Ontology annotation, molecular function: sugar transmembrane transporter activity. Bases 174 to 1757 code for a protein of 527 amino acids. NCBI's taxonomy places the organism in Eukaryota, Viridiplantae, Streptophyta, Magnoliopsida, Brassicales, Brassicaceae.